CCUUACGUCCGGACGCUAGGUUGCCUCAAGAGGCGCCGUAAUCGCUGCCCAGAAAGAAGGAGGGCGUCUGUGCGAGGAUCUGCUAUGGUGUUGAGUUGCCGGGCAGAGCCGACCGAGACGCGGCGGUCGCGGCCAUGAAGGUGGGGGAGUGGUGCUAAGGAUCAAGUAUACUGUUUAGAAAAAGAAAACAAAACCCAAACAUGAGGAAGGCAGGCGCCACGUCCAUGUGGGCUUCGUGCUGUGGGCUGCUGAAUGAAGUCAUGGGAACCGGAGCAGUCAGGGGCCAGCAGUCAGGGUUUGCCGGAGGUACCGGUCCAUUUCGAUUUACACCAAACUCUGAUUUUUCCACUUACCCACCAGCACCUGCAGAAGGGCCUAAUAUAGUUUGCAAAGCCUGUGGACUGUCAUUUUCAGUCUUUAGAAAGAAGCAUGUAUGUUGUGACUGCAAGAAGGAUUUUUGCUCCGUUUGUUCGGUCUUACAAGAAAAUCUUCGUAGAUGUUCCACUUGUCACUUACUACAAGAGACGGCCUUUCAGCGCCCUCAGUUAAUGCGACUGAAAGUGAAGGAUCUACGGCAAUAUCUCCUUCUUAGAAACAUACCAACUGACACCUGUCGAGAGAAAGAAGACUUGGUAGAUCUGGUAUUGUGCCACCAUGGGCUGGGCUCUGAGGACGACCUGGACACAAGCAGUCUGAAUUCCUCAAGGUCCCAGAAUUCUAGCUUUUUUACACAUUCAUUUUUUUCAAACUAUACAGCCCCCUCUGCCACCAUGUCUUCGUUUCAGGGAGAACUUAUGGGUAGAGACCGGACCUUAGGAUCUGGAGCGCUGGCACAGGUACAAAGUGAAAUCGCUUCAGCAAACACAGAAGAAGAAGAAGAUGAGGAUGAUGAUGAAGACGAUGAUGAAGACGACGAUGAAGAACACUUGGAAGAACGGACGCCUGGCCUCUCUAAGAAGAGAGUGAGAGCUUCGCUGUCGGACCUGUCAAGCCUUGACGAUGUGGAAGGGAUGAGCGUGCGCCAGCUGAAGGAAAUCCUGGCUCGGAAUUUUGUCAACUAUUCUGGCUGUUGUGAAAAAUGGGAGCUGGUGGAGAAAGUCAACCGGUUAUACAGAGAGAAUGAAGAAAACCAAAAGUCAUAUGGUGAGCGGCUGCAGCUGCAGGACGAGGAAGACGACAGCCUGUGCCGCAUCUGCAUGGAUGCCGUCAUCGACUGCGUCCUGCUUGAGUGUGGCCACAUGGUCACCUGCACCAAGUGCGGCAAGCGCAUGAGCGAGUGUCCCAUCUGCCGGCAGUACGUGGUGCGCGCCGUGCACGUGUUCAAGUCCUGAGGCGGGCGUCCCCACCGGACCCUUGCCCCCAGGCUCGGUCCCAGGCAGCUCAGUGCACAGAGGGACUGGAAGCUUACUGUUGAAAGCUCUUCUUAGAAGUUAUUUUCACUACUACCUAGGGACAAAGAUCCAUCCUACGUUACAGCAGCACUGGCCCAUGCCAUGCGCCCGUCAGCCUGAGGCCUCGCUCGGUUUCCCAGGUUCAACCGGGCUUCUUCACACGUCUGUGCCCAUUAAUUGCUGGAGUCAGACUGCUUAUGGCAUCAGCUACUCUCCCUUUGGAGGACAUUUAUGCUCUUAUUUCUCCUUCCUUCUAUUUUUGACUUAAACUACUCAGAUGUUUGAAACUUCUAUUCUCUGGGUGAGAUCACUGUCCACAAGUGACCGACAUGGUACAGCGAGCAGUGGCACCUUUGAAUGUCCAGUUUCAUUAGUCGUGUAUAUUUCAAAUGCUAUUUGAUGAAUGUAAGUUUCCCCAUUGUUGCUAUUUCUGCAUUUAAACGUAAUUGGGAACAACUGACAUUCUGUAGUCUACUGCCAGGGCCUUAGACUAAACUUGUCCGUUUCUGUUCAGGUACAGCUUUUUAUAGCAAGGGCUGCAUCUAGCUGCUUUCAUUAGAGAAGUGUGUGUGUUAAAUUCUUUAUUAAUGUGUAAUUGGUUUACACUGUUUUGUAUAGUGAAAGUGUAUUUUCAGUGCUACCGCUAGCUGAUUUGAACUUUAGGAAUAAAAUUAGAUUUUCAAAAAUGCUUUUA
This is a messenger RNA of Rhinolophus ferrumequinum (greater horseshoe bat), 2085 nucleotides long. RefSeq names its product ring finger protein 34 (gene RNF34). Gene Ontology annotation, biological process: proteasome-mediated ubiquitin-dependent protein catabolic process; negative regulation of extrinsic apoptotic signaling pathway via death domain receptors; protein K48-linked ubiquitination. The coding region runs from base 201 to 1331 and encodes 376 amino acids. The transcript is spliced from 7 exons. NCBI's taxonomy places the organism in Eukaryota, Metazoa, Chordata, Mammalia, Chiroptera, Rhinolophidae. The record is from RefSeq and is a predicted model, not a curated record. Gene Ontology annotation, cellular component: plasma membrane; cytoplasm. Gene Ontology annotation, molecular function: ubiquitin protein ligase activity.